ACUUGUCAAAUGACCAAUAGCGAUCAUUAGGGAAGAAAUUAUUGCUGCGGUUGAAAAAUUAAAGUUUAUAAACUAUAGCAUUUCAAUACGUGUAAAUUUGAGUCCAUUAGAAUAUAGAGCAUGCGAUAAUAUUUUUUAGAAGCCAAAUAGAAAUUCAAAAUGGGUGACAGAGACCUUUCUAUGGGCCCUCGGAAAGGUGUAACCUAUCCAAUAAAGGUUCAGUAUUGUGGUAAUUGUUCUAUGCCGAUAGAAUAUUGUGAAUACUACCCAGAAUAUGAUAAAUGCAAACAAUGGCUUGAAAAAAACCUGCCCACGGAAUUUGAGAAAGUGAAAAUUGAUGAAGAAGAAAAUGCCGGCGGUGAAGAAGAAAAGAAGCGACAAAAGCGUGGUGGAAAAGGCAUGUUGAAGUCAAAGAAAAAGGAAGAUGUCCCCAAGCUAGUGCAAGUAUCUAGGGCCCCUCGAGGCAAGAAGAAAUCUGUCACUGUGGUCUCUGGUCUGAGUACUUUUGAUAUUGAUUUGAAGGUGGCUGCCAAAUUCUUUGGCACAAAGUUUGCUUGUGGCUCUUCUGUUACUGGGGAUGAUGAAAUUGUAAUCCAAGGAGAUGUGAAAGAUGAUCUCUUUGAUAUUAUACCCGAAAAAUGGCCUGAGAUUGAUGAAGAUAGUAUUGAAGACUUGGGAGAUCAAAAAAGAUAGUCACAACUUUAGAGAAUUGAUAUUAACUGAUGUUGCUUUUUUACUUAAUAAUUUUGCUGUCUGGUCAGUGUUUAAGUCUCCACCUUUUUUUACUUCUAUUGGGUUUUUCCCUUCACAAUAAAAAGAAAACCAUUGAAGAAGAUAAUUCUUCAAGUAAAAAUAUUAAGGAUUAAAGCAUUAUGUCAACAUUUUCUUAUUUAUAUUAUGGUCUUCAUAAUUUGAAUAAAGAUGUGGAAAGAU
Molecule: messenger RNA, 933 nt
Organism: Helicoverpa armigera (cotton bollworm)
Lineage: Eukaryota; Metazoa; Arthropoda; Insecta; Lepidoptera; Noctuidae
Gene: DENR
Product: density-regulated protein homolog
Exons: 4
Coding region: 160-693 (177 amino acids)
Biological process (GO): translation reinitiation; formation of translation preinitiation complex
Molecular function (GO): translation initiation factor activity; mRNA binding
Source: RefSeq, a predicted model, not a curated record